Messenger RNA from Knipowitschia caucasica, 462 nucleotides. The record is from the annotation of a GenBank genome assembly. Lineage: Eukaryota; Metazoa; Chordata; Actinopteri; Gobiiformes; Gobiidae.
AUGAGGACUUGUGUUACGUGGCACCUGGACCACUGUCCGUUUCGGGGCCUGGACCGGGUGGCUCUGUUGGGCCGGGUCCUUCGCAGUUGGGUUCUGCACCUGUAUGGGAGUUGGAAGAGCCGGUUGCUGGACCCUCGGCCAAAUAGAGACCAUCUUCACCUGGACAAUCUUCAGCUAUUAGAUCUGUCGAUACAAGUAUUAGGAGAACUGCACGCCCCACAGCUGGUCAUCAUAUCCGACGAGCCUCCCCGUCAGAAUGGUCCCCUUCAGAGUGGCCCCUUCAACGCGGCUCUCCUUCAACGCGGCUCUCCUUCAGCGCGGCUUCCCUUCAGAGUGGCCCCUUCAACGCGGCUCUCCUUCAACGCGGCUCUCCUUCAGCGCGGCUUCCCUUCAGAGCGGCCCCCUUCAGAGCCUCUCCUCUGGGGCUUCCGCCUCUUUGUGACCACCCCUGGGCCACACUAA